Sugiyamaella lignohabitans is the source of this 3789-nucleotide messenger RNA. RefSeq names its product Sec31p (gene SEC31). The record is from RefSeq and is a predicted model, not a curated record. Gene Ontology annotation, molecular function: protein binding; structural molecule activity. Gene Ontology annotation, cellular component: endoplasmic reticulum exit site; COPII vesicle coat. Gene Ontology annotation, biological process: endoplasmic reticulum organization; endoplasmic reticulum to Golgi vesicle-mediated transport; COPII-coated vesicle cargo loading. NCBI's taxonomy places the organism in Eukaryota, Fungi, Ascomycota, Dipodascomycetes, Dipodascales, Trichomonascaceae. The transcript has 2 exons. The coding region runs from base 1 to 3789 and encodes 1262 amino acids.
AUGGUUAAACUCAAGGAAAUCCCUAGAACAUCGACCUUUGCAUGGUCUCCCAGUGCCAGUGAACCUCUUUUGGUUACUGGUACUGUAGCAGGUGCAAUUGAUGAGGAUUUUUCUUCGACAACUCAAUUGGAGCUUUGGGACCUGUCCCUUCUCGACCAUUCUCCUGAAUCUUUCCAAUUGAAUCCCAAGGUAUCAAUUGAUACUGAUGCUAGAUUCUAUGAUAUUGCUUGGGGUGGUGCAUCGUCGUCGAACCCUCAAGGAUUCAUUGCAGGUGCAUUGGAGUCUGGUAGCUUGCAAGUGUGGAAGCCUGAAGAUAUUCUCAAGGGAAAUAGCAGUCCGGUUGAAAAAUCUGAGAAGCAUAGUGCUGCUAUUAAAGCGAUUGACUUCAAUCCCAUUCAAAGUCAUUUAUUAGCAUCAGGUGGUUCAAAGGGAGAGGUUUUUAUCUGGGAUAUUAAUAAAUUUGCCUCACCAUUUGCUCCUGGAACUCAAUCAAGUCGCCAUGAUGAAAUUGAAACCGUCGCUUGGAACAACAACGUGGCUCAUAUUAUGGCUACUGGUGGUAACACUGGAUUCACUUCGGUCUGGGACUUGAAAAACAAACGCGAGGUUCUUCAUUUAUACUACAAUCCGGGAAACACUGGCAAUAGUCAGCGAAGCGCUGUUAGCAGUGUUGUGUGGCAUCCUAACAACUCAACUAAAUUGAUGACGGCGUCAAUCGACGAUGCUAAUCCAGUUAUCUUGUUAUGGGAUCUGAGAAAUGCAAAUGCCCCUGAAAAGAUCUUAAGAGGUCACGAAAAGGGUGUUUUAUCUUUGGAUUGGUGUAAGCAAGACAGCGGCUUAUUAUUGUCUGGUGGAAAGGAUAAUCGUACUUUGCUAUGGAAUCCUGAAUCUGGUGAACAAUUGGGUGAAUACCCUAUUGCUGUCAACUGGAACUUCAAGACUAAGUUUAACCCCAAGGUUCCUGAUAUUCUUGCCUCUGCUUCUUUUGAUGGUAAGAUCACUGUACAAACCUUGCAAGAUGUUGGCGCUGUUGAUAAGCCAGAAACAAAGCAAAAGUCUGGAUCUCCUGAUGAUUUCUGGAAUCCUUCUUCCUAUGUUGACACUUUACACCCAACUUUUGCAUUAAAACAAGCGCCCAAGUGGUUGGCAAGGCCUGUCUCUACAGCCUUUGGAUUUGGAGGAAAGAUUGUUUCCGUCAAGACCACUGGUGACGAGAAGAAAACUUCAACUGUUAUCAUUUCCAAAUUUGUUGAGGACGAGAGUUUGAGUGAAGAGACCACUAAAUUCGCAUCUGCUUUACAAGCUAAAGAUAUUAAUAAGGUUGUCACUGAACGUUUGGGACAUGUUCAAGAGGGCACUGAGAAAUAUGACUGGGAUAUUCUUCAGACUCUUUUAAGCAAGACUGGUGACAGCAAGAGCAAGUUUGCUGCUCUGUUUGAAGACAAAUUCAAGGAGAUUAGUGAUGACAGCGAUGAAAAGAGUGAAGAAAAGACUGAAGAUGACGAUUUCUUGAGCUCCUUGUCUAUUUCUGAUGGUAAGUACGUUCCAACUGGGUCUUUUAGCCUCUUCUCCAAUGGUCAAUCAGAGUCGGAAAAGGCCAUCAGCAAAGCAAUUCUCAAGGGCAAGUAUAACGAAGCUGUUGAGAUUGCUCUUAAGCAGGGUGAUCUCUCAGAUGCUUUCUUGCUCGCCCUUUAUGCCGACGAUAAGACUAAGGACAGAGUCAAGAAUUUUUAUAUCAACAAAAAUGCCGAGUCUAAACCAUUUGUUCGCUUGCUGGCUGCUGUAAGUGAUAAGAAUCUUGACGACUUGGUUGAAAACUCGGAUACAGCUGAAUGGCUUCAAACCAUCAAUGCUUUGUUAAUCCACUCGUCCAAUGAAAAAGAAUUCCAGACCCUCUCUACAAAGCUUGGUGAUCGUUUGUUCGCCAACAGAGGUGCCAUUUCCGACAAGACAUCGAAGGAAGCUGAAGAACUGCGUAAUAAUGCUUUACUAUGUUAUAUUGCUGGUUCAAGUCUUGAGAAGACUGCAUCUAUUUGGCUUAACGAGAUCCCUGCUACUGAACAAGAGGAGCUCAAGAGCAAGAGAGCUGCUAGUUCAUACUCUGCUCAUGUCAAGGCUCUUCAUUUGUUCAUCGAAAAGGUAACUGUAUUUACUGAGGCUGCAAAGAUUAAUCCUAGCAGUGCUGCUACCAGUUCUGACUUGGAUCAAUUAUACGAGGUUUACAGAGACUAUGCUAAUAUUGUGGCGUCACAAGGACUUCUGGAGUUGGCCAAGAAAUAUCUGGAUUUGUUGCCAUUACAUUAUCCAGGUGUUUCUUUAGAAAAGGAAAGAUUAGCUAAAGCUGGAAAGAAGACUGCUAGUACCACGACAGCUACUGGUAGAGCUCCUACUUCCCGCUAUGGUGCAGUUCCAAGCAACACUCCUGCUGCAGCAACUCCUUCUAUCUACUCUAAUAUCCCAUCUGCCAAGGCUCCUGGUCCUGUGCCAAAUGCUGGUCUCAAGCCAUCUGUUCCUGCUCCAGCAUCCGCUUCUCCUUAUGCCCCAGUGGCGCCUGCUAGUAAUGUUGGAGGACCCACUGCUGGCGUUCCUGCUAUUUCAGUUAACUCUCAGGCCAGUGCUCCUGCUAAUCCCUACCAACCCCAAGGAUAUCAACAAGCACCUGCUAGAGGUGCUCCUGUAGCUGCUCCUCAAAUCCCUGGCCCACCACCGGUAGGAGGCAUUCGAUCAUCGGUAUCUCCAGUCACAGCACUAAACUCUGCUAAUGCUUCAUCAUCAGCACCUCCUCCACCAAAGAAGAAUCCUGGUGGCUGGAACGACUUACCAGUAUCUGCUAUUGGCGCUCCUAGGAGACCACCCUCGUCUGCUACUGCCAUUGCAAGCCCAUUCCCCAACCAGCCAUUAACGAGCAGCCCUCCUGUUGGAUCAAACCCUGUUUCCAGACAAGGAUCGUUUUCGGCCGUACCACCACCUCCACCCACUGCUGGUGUGCCACCACCACGGGCGCCACCUUCGGCUUCUCCAAAGCCUCCAGCUGCCAAUCCCUAUGCCCCUCCAGCCGGUGCUAGUGGCCACAGUUUCUCACCAAAUCCUCCUUAUGGUGGAUUUAACGAGCAACCACCUGUAGGUGUUCAACCUUCGAGAUCGAUUGUGUCACCUCCACCACCCAAUCCUUAUGCUCCUUCGCCAAGUGCUCAACAUCCAGGACUCAGUGGUCCUGGAGCUUCUAACCCAUAUGCUCCACCUCCUGGCCAACAACAGCAGUUCCAGCAACCACCACCAGGUGUUAACAAUUUCGGACAUUCCCAAUUGGGAGGACCAGCUUAUGGAGCCCCACCACCUCCAUCUCCAGGAAGAAACUUGGUUCCACCAGUUGGUGCCCCAGUUGUAAACCAAGAGCCUCCACCACCGCCACCAGUGGAGGAGAAGCCUCCUGCUCCUAAAUAUCCACCUGGAGAUAGAAGUCAUAUUCCUGCAAAUGCUCAGCCCAUCUUUGAAAUUCUCAGUGGAGAACUUUCGCGUGUCAAGCCAGUAAUCCCUGCAAACUUCCAAAGACAAGUUUCUGAUGCUGAAAAGAGACUGAACAUUCUAUUUGAUCAUCUCAACAAUGAAGACCUCCUCUCGGAUGAGACAGUCAACGAUUUAGUUGUAUUGUCGCAAUCCCUUGUCGCCAAAGACUACAACACAGCCACUCAACUUCAUGUUGACAUCUUGACCACCCGCAGCGAACAAUGUGGCCAGUGGAUGACUGGUGUCAAGAGACUGAUUGAGAUGUCUAAAGCUGUACCUUGA